This is a messenger RNA of Nicrophorus vespilloides, 1392 nucleotides long. RefSeq names its product brain-specific homeobox protein. Gene Ontology annotation, molecular function: DNA binding; DNA-binding transcription factor activity, RNA polymerase II-specific. Lineage: Eukaryota; Metazoa; Arthropoda; Insecta; Coleoptera; Silphidae. The coding region runs from base 229 to 1107 and encodes 292 amino acids. Gene Ontology annotation, biological process: regulation of DNA-templated transcription. The record is from RefSeq and is a predicted model, not a curated record. The transcript has 3 exons.
AAGAGGAUCAGCGGGACGAAAUUGCCGUCCGAUUGUGUCAGUUUUGCGUUACGACCCCGCCGCUUACCACCCCGAGCCAAAACAAAACGAAAAGCAAAACCGAAGACAUACAUACACGAUCUUCAUUCAUUACUCUCGAUGGACUUCUUAUUGGAAAGUGCUUCUGAAGUCUUCAUGUGAUUUUUUUUUAUUGCCGUGCGGAGGGUUUUUUUUGUUGCAAUAAACGAAAUGGAAUCAGGACGGGGGGAGUACACGGAGUUCAAGAAGAGCGUGGACAUAACUCAGAAUUAUCCGGUGAAGACGUCGUUUCUGAUAGAGGAUAUCCUGUAUAGGGAGAAAGCCGAUGGAGAGGAGUUCGACGGUGGUCAGAAGCUGCCGCAGCCGAGGCCAAAGUUCGGUGCGGAGCAGCAACAGCAGCAGCAAGAGGUGAUCAAAACGUUCGGGCAGCAGGCGAAAGCGACGGAGAGGCGAGAGAAGACCGGAUAUCCUUACUUCCAGCAGAAUCCUCUCAUGCACAGUUCGCAAGCCGUGCAGAACUUCCAAGGGCAGGAGAACGGCUACAUCCAGGUGAUGGGUGCACUUGGUGCCUAUCUCGGAACUCCAUACAAAAGCAUAACGGAUCCCUAUUUCUUGACACAAGGUUUACCGUUCCAUCAUGCCCUGUUUGGAAAUUCGCCAAGUGAAAUAUCACUGAACGCGCUGAAACAUUGCCGACGGCGGAAGGCUCGGACCGUCUUCAGUGAUCCGCAACUGACGGGUCUGGAGAAGAGGUUCGCGGCUCAGAGGUACCUUUCGACGCCGGAAAGGGUCGAACUGGCCAACGCUCUGAGCCUGAGCGAGACCCAGGUCAAAACGUGGUUCCAGAACAGAAGGAUGAAGCACAAGAAGCAAUUGCGAAAGAUGCAGGACGACAAAGGAGGCGGCGGCACCGGGAAUGCUUCGAACGCCAACGACCAAAGACAAGACAAGAAUAAUGACGGAGCAAUAGAUUUUUCCGGAUCGCAGACGAUGAGAACAUCCUCGAGUCCUCAGGAUUCCGACAUCAGCGACACCGAGAGCGACAUCGACAUCGUCGGCGACACAAGCAAAAAUUAUUACAAGAACUAAAUUUAUAUAUUUAAAAAAAACAGCACUUGUAAAAAUUUAGUGUACUUUCGGAGAAAAGAAAAAAAGCAAACAAUGUAUUUAACAAGUUGUGAUGAUGUAUUUUUUAGUAAUUAGCAUAAGAUAAUAUACCAAAGAAGGCGGAAUGUUGUAAAAUGUAAAUUCUUGUAGAUACACACAAUUGGAACAGAAGCAAAAUGAGCGUCGAUUUCGAAACUGUAGCAUUUCGUUUUUUUUUUUAACUAUUGGAACCGAAUUUGUUAAUAAUAUUAUUAAUAAUAAGUAGAC